UUGUUGAUUUUAUUUUGCAAAUUUAUUAGUUUUUUAAAUUAAAAUAUGGAAUUAAAAAAGUAUUAGAUGAUUUUUCUCGAUAAUCUCUAAAAAUGAAUAAAUUAUUGUUAUCCAGCAUCUCAGUGUUAAAUCAAGUCUAUAAAGAAAAAGCAACAGGACCAGUUGAAUUAGUAAAAGCAUGUUUUGAUAGAAUUGAAAAAACAGAAUGUUUAAAUGCAUAUAUAAAAACAACUAAAGAUAUUGCUAAAAAACAAGCAUGUGAAGCAAAUAACCGAUUUACUACCGGAGAAAGACUAAGUGCUCUAGAUGGUGUACCAAUUGCAGUCAAAGAUAAUAUCUGUACAGAAGGUAUAACAACGACAUGUGCUUCGAAAAUGCUAUUAAAUUUUGUACCCACCUACAAUGCAACUGUUUAUAAAAGAUUAAAAGAUGCUGGAGCUAUUUUAAUGGGGAAAACUAAUAUGGAUGAAUUUGCAAUGGGGAGUAGUACAAUUCAAUCAUUUUUUGGGCCUUCCAAAAAUCCAUACGGCGAAACAUUCGACGAUGAUAAUUUUUAUAUCACCGGUGGAAGUAGUGGAGGAUCAGCAGUUGCAGUUGCAACGGGAUCAUGUUUCGCAGCUAUAGGUUCAGAUACAGGUGGUUCAGUACGUAAUCCUGCAUCACAUUGUGGAGUAGUUGGUUUAAAACCAACAUAUGGUGUUAUAUCCAGAUAUGGUUUAAUACCAUUGGCUGAAUCUUUAGACACUGUUGGAAUAUUUACAAGAACUAUCAAUGAUUGUGUUAUUGUUUUUAAUCAUAUUGCUGGUCCGGAUGAUCUUGAUUCAACAGCACGUAAACGAAUAGAUUUACCAAUUAGAUUACCGACUAAACCAAAUUUGAACGGAUUAAAAAUUGGUAUACCUAGAGAAUUUCAAAGCACGCAUUUAAUGAAUGAAGUUAAACAAACUUGGGAUGAUGUAGCAAAAAUUUUAAAGGAUCAAGGUGCCGAAGUUUCUGAGGUAUCUAUUCCAAAUGUAAUACUUUCACAAAUGUGUUACAACGUAGUCAACUGUUGUGCAAUAAGUAGUAAUAUGGCACGCUACGAUGGUAUUAGGUAUGGUCAUCGUGCUGAAAAUGCUGAAAAUUCAAUUGAAGAAUUGUAUGCAAAAACAAGAACAGAAGCAUUUAACGACGUGGUCAAAUCAAGAAUCAUAGCUGGCAACUACUUUUUAUUAAAUGAAAAUUAUGAAAAAUAUUACGUGCAAGCAACGCGAUUACGACGAUUAAUUGCAAAUGAUUUUGAUCAAGUAUUUGAAAAUGUGCACAUGAUGCUAACACCAACUAAUCUUUCAACAGCACCAUCGGUGAAAGAAUUUUUACUACAUGAUGAUCGAUCGCGAACUGCAAUGGAAGACGUAUAUACGCUGUCUGCAAACUUAGUUGGCGUUCCUGCUUUAUCUAUACCAAUAAAACUUUCUAAAGAUAAACUUCCUAUCAGUAUACAACUUAUCGGACCCAAUUGCAGCGAACGUGCUUUAUUUUCAGUUGCAAAAGUUAUUGAAGGAAUUGUUAAAUUCCCUCUACAAUGUUUAGAUAACAGAUAUUUAUAAAAAUAAAAUAAAAAUAAAAAAAAUAUUUAUUU
Molecule: messenger RNA, 1621 nt
Organism: Chrysoperla carnea
Lineage: Eukaryota; Metazoa; Arthropoda; Insecta; Neuroptera; Chrysopidae
Gene: GatA
Product: glutamyl-tRNA(Gln) amidotransferase subunit A, mitochondrial
Exons: 6
Coding region: 93-1589 (498 amino acids)
Biological process (GO): mitochondrial translation; glutaminyl-tRNAGln biosynthesis via transamidation
Cellular component (GO): mitochondrion; glutamyl-tRNA(Gln) amidotransferase complex
Molecular function (GO): glutaminyl-tRNA synthase (glutamine-hydrolyzing) activity
Source: RefSeq, a predicted model, not a curated record